AUGGAAAAAUCAGAGCAUCGAUAGGAAGAUGAUGACAUGGAGUCCUUCAGGAUCUAGAAGGACGAUAGACUAAUAAUAGUUUCUUUGAAACUGCCAAUACAAGUUUAUAAAGACAUUUCAGACCAAAAAUGGAAAGUUAGAGAUGGUCCUACGAUUUUAUAUCCGCUGCUUCAUUCAUUCAAAGGACUAAAUGAUUUUAAGUAAAAAUAUUAAUAAGCCAUCAUAUUAACAUACUUUAGUGAUGACUUUGCCAAUUAGGAUUACUGGAAUGCUUAUAAGGAAGUAAAUAUGAUUAUGGCUCAAGAAAUUCUGAGAAGAAAAGAAGGGACAAAAGAUUUGGUCUGGAUAAAUGACUUUCAUUUCUUGCUUACCCCUUUUUAUCUUAGAGAAUAAGAUGAAUCUGCCAGGAUUGGUCUCUUCCUGCAUGCCUCUUUUCCCAAUUCUUAGAUAGUCUCAAUUUUUCCUUAAAGAAAUGAAUUACUUAAGUCAAUGCUGAAUUGUAACUUGAUAGGCUUUCAUUUAUUUGAAUAUGCCAAAAACUUUAUGUUGACUUGCAAUAAGCUACUAGAUCUCAACUAUGAAUUUAGAAGAGGAGGGUGCCUAGGUAUAGAUUAUGAUGGUAGAAAUGUUAUGCUAAGAAUUGGUCAUGUGGGUAUCGAGAAAGAAUAUAUAGACGAGGUUAUAAUUGGUCAGGAAUUCAGCAAGUACUAUGGAGAAUUACUAAAAGAUAAGUUCAAAAAUAAGAUAGUAAUAGCUGCUGUCGAUUAUCUGCAUCCAAUAAGUGGUAUAGAUAAUAAACUUAGAGCACUGCAUAAUUUUCUUCAAGACAAUCCUAAACGUAGGAAACAAGUGAUUUUUAUCCAAUAUGCUGUGCCAAUGAGAACUGUUGGACCAAAACUUAUAUAGCAUUAAAUGUUCAAAAAGGCCAUUGAAUCUAUUUUGGAAGUAGCCAACUAAAUUAAGAAAGAUUUUGGUGAUGUUCUACAGCUUAAAUUUGAAGGUCCUUCCAAAGGGUAAAGAUGUGCUCUCUGGGCUAGAGCAAACUUGCUUCUUAAUUCUAGUCUUAAAGACGGGUUAUGUUUGAUUAAUUAAAUAAAAGAAACAAUUGAAAAAGUGUUGGGAAUGAGUGAAAGUGAACGUGUGGAAAUGUUUGAUUAGGCAUCACAUUAUCUAGAUAAACAUUCAACACUAAAAUGGGCUCGAGCUUUUUUAACAGAUCUAAAAAAGGCAUAUUAACCUGGUACGAUUCCUCGGAAAAUAUCCUCGGAUCCUGAGCCAUGUCCUGAUAUAGUUAAUAUUUUGGACUAAUUGACUAGAGAUUAAAGAAAUACAGUUUUAGUCAUUAGCCCACACUCUGGAAGACAAAUGCAUGAAUGGUAUCAUGAUACUUCCUCAAUAAUUCUGGCAGCAGAGGAUGGCUAUUAAUAUAGAUUAAAUUCAACAAACAAAAAUCAUUUCGAUUGGAAUAACUUGCUUGAACUUGAUUCCACUCAUAAAGAGUGGAUGAAUCUAGUCGAGAAACUAAUGGAUCAUUAUGUUGAUUAGACUGAUGGUGCAUUUGUGGAAAGAAGAGACAGCAGCAUAGUUUUUGACUUCUCAGACGCUGAUAGGUAGUUCUCACAUAUGAUUGUCCAAGAGUUAGGGUAACACAUAGAUCAGCUAAUUGGAUAGUAAUAUCAAAUAACUAAAGUAUAUGGGUAAACUUACUUUCAAGUAAAACCUCUAGAGCUAAAAAAGUCUAUUACUAAUAAGUUCAAAGUGGAUUUUAUUUUAUUUGUUGGGGAGGCAUGCGCCAAUUAAGAAGCAUUUUGCUACCUUAACAAAAUUGAUAAGUACAAAGCAAAGAAGUUCAUCUAGCUUGAUCCAGAGAAACAAAGUAAAAUAUUUACAUGCACAGUUGGAAAAAGACCAACCAAUGCUCGUUAUUGCUUCAAGGAUACAGCAGAUAUGUGCGAGUUGCUAAAAACUCUCUCAAAUAACUCAGUCAGAAUGAAGCGCAAUAAAUCAGCUCCUAAUCUAAUUGAGACCGAUGUUCCAAUGCCAAAAGAUUGUGAUAUCGAGAGAAAAAGUGUGAUUACAUCAACUGGAAGUAUAAAUAAAAAGAAUGCACAGUAUUUAAUUGAAAGAAUAAAAGACCUUAAAAAAUAGUAAUAAUAGGAAGAUCCCUAUUUUCAAACUUAGCCUUAACCAAACGAGAAAAAGAUAAUUACAAUCUAGCAAUAAAUAAAAAGACAAUACUUACUAGAAGAAGCGAGCAAGCAAUGA
Molecule: messenger RNA, 2265 nt
Organism: Stylonychia lemnae
Lineage: Eukaryota; Ciliophora; Spirotrichea; Sporadotrichida; Oxytrichidae
Source: the annotation of a GenBank genome assembly